CUGUAGGUGCAGCCUGUCCCUGUUUAUGUUUCUGACUCAGGCAACUUAUUGUGGAGCUGUUGCCAGCCCCGGAGAUACACAGGCCAAAAACAAAACGCGAAGAAGUUACGUUGGAUUUAUCUUACGUUAAGAAACACCGCAGCGGACACAUGAAAAAAUUCGCGUGAAUCAACGCACGAGGCAUUUAAAGCGUCCAACAUGUUCACGCGCGGGUCAAAGAAGCGACGCUCCAAUCGCUCGAUGGAGGCAGAGGAUCCAGACAGAGGGCAGCCGUGUAUGCGCUGUGGAGAACAGUGUCCUGGCUUUCACAUGCACGGAUGGAGGAAGAUCUGUGUGCACUGUAAGUGUGUGCGGGAAGAGCAUGUGGUGCGCUCGGUGCCCGGCCAGAUGGAGAGAAUGAUGAUGAAGCUGGUGUCUGACUUUCAAAGGCACUCCAUAUCCGACGAUGACUCAGGCUGUGCCUCGGAAGAAUACGCAUGGGUACCUCCCGGACUCAAGCCUGAACAGGUUUAUCAAUACUUCAGCUGUAUUCCAGAUGAUAAGGUUCCAUACGUGAACAGUCCAGGAGAACGAUAUCGCAUUAAACAGCUCUUACACCAACUACCAGCCCACGAUAGUGAGCCUCAGUACUGUAACUCUCUGGAUGAAGAAGAGAAGAAGGAACUGAGGUUAUUCAGCCAGCAGAGGAAGAGAGAGAAUCUGGGACGUGGCAUCGUACGACUUUUCCCAGUUACCAUGACUGGAGCCAUCUGCCAACAGUGUGGCAGGCAGAUCUAUGGUGGUGAUAUGGCAGUGUUUGCGUCUCGGGUGGGUCAUGGCUCCUGCUGGCAUCCUCAGUGUUUCCAGUGUGCUUUCUGUAGCGAGCUUCUGGUGGAUCUCAUUUACUUCUAUCAGGACGGACACAUCUACUGUGGCCGACACCAUGCUGAACGCAUCAAACCCCGCUGCCAGGCUUGCGAUGAGAUCAUCUUUGCUGAUGAAUGUACGGAGGCAGAGGGCCGUCACUGGCACAUGAAACAUUUCUGUUGUUUUGAGUGCGAGACAGCACUCGGAGGUCAGCGCUACAUCAUGAAAGAGAGUCGGCCCUACUGCUGCUGCUGUUAUGAGUCACUGUACGCUGAGUACUGUGAUACCUGCGGAGAACAUAUUGGUAUAGACCAGGGUCAGAUGACAUACGAGGGCCAGCACUGGCACGCUUCUGAAGCAUGUUUCUGCUGUGCCUGUUGUCAGAUCCCUCUGCUGGGUAGACCCUUCCUGCCACGCAGUGGGCUCAUUUUCUGCUCUCGCUCCUGCUCGCUGGGUGAAGACCCAGAUAACUCAGACUCCUGCGAUUCUGCCCUACAGUGCAAUUCUACAACACAUAAAACCACUCAAAAUCAGCAGCAUAGUUCCACACUCCGGCCACAGGGGGGAGCCAAUCCCACUGCUGUCAACUCUAAAGCCAGUACAAGGAAGAAUGCGGUCAUAGCGACCAGUACAUCAACAGUGAAUGGGGGUAGUCAUUUUCCACUGGAGAGCAGAGGUGUUUACACCUCAUUCACUGCCAUACCAAAGGGUGAUCCUCCACCGUAUGGACUAAGACACUCCUAUUCACCAUCUCAGCUCUGUCCUGUAGCCAAUGACAGGGCAGCAUUACCGUGCAGGGACCAAUCAAACAUCAGCAGGCAUCAAGUGAAUAAAACGACAGACAGUUCGUGCAGUGAUUUGGAGUUUACAGUGGAGCUGAAUGGAUAUGCUGAAUUUGGCCCAUUCCCACCAAGCUGCACAUCCAGGGGGACUUCCACAGCAAAGGAUUGUGGGGAGUCUGGGGACAUCGUCGAGAGCAGUUGUACAGAAAUUCCCCCCCAACCUCCACCUUCAGAUGAAUUUGACAACCUAGAUGACUCCUUUCCGCCCCCACCACCCCCUGUUUUCUUCGAGCCAUCUGAUUCACCGACCCAUUCAGAUUCCCUGCCUACUGUCACUGAAGCGGAAGACCCUCCCACCACACUUGUACGCAGCAGCACGGCCCGGGUCAGCUUCAGAGAACCAAUCAGCUGCAGUUAUUCAGUGGAAGAGGAAGAGUGGGAGAAGCAGGAAGAAGUAGGGGUAGAGAGAAAAGAGGGAGAGGAGGAGGAGCAGGAGGAAGAUGAAGUUGAGGGCAGUUUGGGACACAGGUUGCGGAUGUGCAAUGUACCUUCACAAAUGGACCUGUUGGAUGGAUCGUACCACCGUGGUUUCCGGCGGGGCCACCUUGCCACAGAGAAGCGCUUGCGGUGUUCCAGAGGCUCGAGGAGCGACAGACCUCGUCUGGACACUCUGGACAACUGGGAUGGUGACCAUAGGGGUCGCUCCAACAGCGUCCUGGAUGGCAGCAGGAAUGGCAAUCUGAAACUGCACUUCACCCGCUACAGACAUGAAGAAUCCUGCUCAACCUGCUCCUCUUCCUCAGACUCAGAGGAGGAAGGCUUUUUCUUGGGCCAGCGUAUUCCUUUGCCGCCGCAGCUGAUGUUUGUCGAGAGGGAGGGGGAAGGACAGAGAGUGAAAGAGGACAAGGAGAAGAGACAAACAGGAAGUUUUAGGAGGAGAAGGACACAGAGUCUCAGUAGAGGAGACAAGGAUAAGAACUGCAUAUUGUCCUGAGACAGAGAAUGAGGCUGUGUUCAGAAUAGUAUACUACCAUACUACUCUUAUUAUUGUUGAAGUAUAACGUGUGUAUACCAGGGCUCAAGAGUCAGAAAUUGUUCUGCUUACCCAGCCACGACUAAGAAUGCAUUUGAUUUUUAGAAAUGUAUUUUUAUAUGUAAAAGAAAAAAAAGUUCUAUUAAAUGUUAAGAUGAUAACCAAAUUUCAAGACAUUUUUACACUAUAUUGGAUUAAAACGUGAAAUACCGGUAACCGUCUUUAUUUCCCAAGAUAAUAACUGGACGCCAUUUGCUGAAUAAUCAUGAAACGUGAUGAAGUUAUUCGACAAACAUAGUGAGUUCUUGUGACAACAAUAUAUUAUGCUGCUGUUUUAAACUUUUAUCAUGGAAAAAUGUCUACUUUUUAAAAAUGAAUAGGUACUUGAGCAGUAUUCAGUAACAUGUUUGAUGUAAUCCGAUCCACUCAUUUAAAGUAGAAAAGUAGUGUAAUGUUUUACAUUUUGCAUUCUUGUAAUCAGAUUACAGUUUCUGACUUUCAAUUAAAGUUAUUGCUUUAAGUUCAUUACUUGGAUUAAACAUGUUUCUAAAAUAAUAUUAUGUAUAAUACAUUUGAAACAUGAAUUAAUAUGUCCAUAUGUACGUCAUGAUUUUGAAUAUGUUGAGCAGAAAAACAAAACCUCUUCAAUGAAAAGUGUUUUUGUAAGUAAACUCCUUAGUAAUGUGAUUUCAGUCAUGACAACACUCUGGAAGAAUUGGCAUGUUAAUGUGUGUUUGACAUAUCGGAAGGGUAGUAGUCUUGGCAGACUAGAUCUGCUGACCCUGCUUCUUCUACUUCAGAGCAAGUAUGGAGACUUGCUACUGCUAGAACUUAUAUAGACAUACUAGACAUACAAUUCCCGUGUAGCAGAACUAGACCUGUGGCGGUGGGUUUCAGAAAAAUAAACUCUCGCAGUAUGCUGCAGAGAAACCAGCUUAUAUUCAAAACUGAGCUAUUUAAAUGUUAGACAAAGAGAGAUAUGCGAAUUGAUUGGUUAGCAGAUUACAAGUCAAAGGACCAAUUAGCUUACACCAUACCAGCUUACUGCCUUAACAUGUCACAUGGGUGAGCCAAUUGGCUAAUGGAUAACAAGCUUGCACCACAUUUUGCUAAAUGCAUGGCUGAACUUUUUUGAUGAAGUAACUGGUAAAUUAAUCUUAUCAAUUUUAGAAAAGUAAUUAGUAAUUUGCAUUACAGUUACUUGUUUUGGAUUAUUAACCCAACACCGUUAAGUAAGUAGUAAGCUGCAUUCUGUUCGGAACAUGUGACACAGGAAAUGCUAAUUUUGUGAUUUUUAUUUUAAUUUUUUUUCUUGUGCAGGAUUUUAAAAGACCUUGUCGUGAACAUAUAUCACAUUACAAGAUCUAUCAACUCUGUUCAAUAAAUUCAAACCAAAUCAAGAAACUGCUUCGUCAUGAACAAAGAUUACAUUAUCUGACAGUCUGUGAAUCUGUGUACCACUAUUUGUUUAUUUUUUUACAGAUGAUCACAUAUAUUUUCCUAGAAGUAGUUAAAGGUGCCUAGUCAAAUAUACUGCCAUUAUUUUAUCUGACAGGGCUGAGGAACAUUUCUAAAUCAAAUUGGGCUUGGAAAAGUUACAAGACAGCUUCCAAUUUUCUGUGAAAGUACUCCAUUAACUACUGUACAUUGAAUAUAUUUCAUUUGACAUUUCUUUAGAGCUAAGAGACUCUGCUGAAAAUGGAAUACUAGCAUAGUAUAAUACUGUGCAGUAAACAGUGCAUGCUGCCGAUAUUUGUUUUUAUAAACAUUAUGUGAAACACUGCCAGAGAUUGUUCAGCCCUGAGAUGAAGCACUAUUAUUAAAACGAAUGUGAGAAAAGUAAGGGAAACCUUUUUAGAAAAAGAAGUCCCGCCUUACAGGUAAAAGAGCCAAUCACCUUUCAGAUAAAGACCUCGUCUAUCAUAUAACUGAAAAAUGUGCAUGCGCAAUAGCUGGAAAAUAGACUUUUUAGGGUGAUAUGAACUAAAGAAGCACAGUUUCUUAUACCAUUGUUGACAGAUUGUACUGCUGAUUCAAAAUAUGUUAUUUGAACGUAAUAUUGACCAACCGGUUAGGAGAAUUCGGUCUUUUCCCCAUUGAAAUAGGCUAUCCAUGGAAAAUAGCUGCCCGGGAGCGUCCUCAAGAUGGCGGCCGAGUGGACUGACUUGCCCUGAAUGGGACUUUCAUGCAUUAUGCAUAUAACGAGAAACGUUUUGCACAGUAGUGCAAACUACAUUGGUUGUGUCACAUGUACUCACUGGAUUGAACGAUUCAUUGAGUAAGUGGUGUCCAGAUCUAGGAAAUGAAAGUUUAUUUUGUGUAUCCAUUUUAUGAAGAAGGUUGUAUGCUAUUCCAAACAACUCUGUUAAAACCAGAGAUUAUCUGAUCUUAAAAUAUUCUUUUAAAAUGACAGAAAUUAGUGUUGUCUAGGGGCUUCAAUAAAGGUCACAUCUAAUCCCAUAGUAUCUAAAACCAACUACUUAAAAUGCAUACUUGUGGUCAGUUGUAGCUUGUUUGACCUGUUUUGAAAGGGCUGUGUCAUUUGCACUUGAACUAAGUGAAACUUAUUGAAAUGUAAACACAAUGUUAUUUGGUUGCUUCAUUCGAGCAUGCAUUGUCAUACGUGUUGUUUGAGAAACAUAAGUCAACCAACAUGAUGUUCCAUACUGUUUCUUGGUGGCUAUUACGGGCUGUAAUUAAAAUGUGACAAUUCAUGAACUGUAUGAUAUGUAAAUAUUUACAUUUCAAACCUGUAAAACGAGAAUUUGAAUACAGACAUAUGGCUUUCUCUUUGUGUUUUAUGAAUUAA
This is a messenger RNA of Xyrauchen texanus (razorback sucker), 5470 nucleotides long. RefSeq names its product prickle planar cell polarity protein 3-like. The record is from RefSeq and is a predicted model, not a curated record. The transcript is spliced from 11 exons. Gene Ontology annotation, molecular function: zinc ion binding. Bases 199 to 2622 code for a protein of 807 amino acids. NCBI's taxonomy places the organism in Eukaryota, Metazoa, Chordata, Actinopteri, Cypriniformes, Catostomidae.